AUGCGUGCAUGCGUGAAUAUGAAGCACCAAGAAGCUGGUAUAGCAACAGAGCGGCCUGAAGAUCAGCCUCCACCAUAUGAGGCGGUACCGCAAGACCUGGAGGGUAUUCGUGUAAACGAUGAUGGUCGCAUUUCGAUCGAUGCGAGCUCUCGACUCUGCAGGACUCUAUCCAGGCUGAUUCCGACGUCUCCCCUCCAAAGCACGCCUCUAUCAGGACCACCACCAAAUUAUGAAGACCUGGUUGUCGUACAACCUAGAAUUAGUCUCAAUAUUGUCAUCCAAAUCGUGGGAAGUCGCGGGGAUGUCCAGCCUUUUCUUGCAUUGGGAAAGGAGCUACAACAAGUUGGUCAUCGAGUCCGAAUCGCCACGCAUAAUGUUUUCGAGAAAUUCGUAACUGAAGCUGGGCUGGAUUUCUACCCCAUAGGCGGGGAACCGGCCGAUCUGAUGGCUUACAUGGUCAAGAAUCCCGGUCUCAUUCCCAAUAUCAACAGCCUGCGGAAGGGCGAUAUCCAAAGGAAUCGUCUGAUGAUGGCGGAAAUUCUUCAUGGAUGCUGGCAUUCAUGUCUGAUGCCUGACCCUGCUACAAAUGCGCCAUUCGUCGCAAACGCAAUCAUCGCCAAUCCUCCCAGCUUCGCACAUGUUCACUGCGCCCAGACUCUCGGGAUUCCACUCCAUUUAAUGUUCACAAUGCCAUGGACUGCAACCCGAGCCUUUCCACAUCCUCUGGCAAAUCUGUAUAAUAUCCCUCCUGAUCAUGACUGGAUUAACCGGGUCUCUUAUUCAGUGGUCGAUUGGCUAUAUUGGCAAGGGGGGGGGGUUAUCAACGAUUGGCGCAAACAUGAAUUGGGAUUGGAGCCUAUAUCUCUAUCUGAUGGCUCCUUUCUCCUGAAAACCCUAGAAAUCCCGUACACAUAUUGCUGGUCUCCUGUUCUUGUUCCCAAGCCAUAUGACUGGCCUGCGAACGCAGAUGUUUGCGGUUUUUUCUUCCGUGACCCUCCAGAUUACCAGCCUAACUCUGAGGUUGUUGCAUUCCUUAAUUCCGGGCCUCCUCCGAUCUACAUUGGAUUUGGUAGCAUCGUCAUUCAAGAUCCAGAAAGGAUGACGGAGAUCCUUUUACAAGCGAUCGAGGAGACUGGUGUUCGAGCUAUUAUCUCUCGGGGAUGGAGUAAUCUGAGCGGGCCGGACGUGCCUCAUAUACUGUAUUUGGACGAUUGUCCACAUGAAUGGCUGUUUAAACAUGUCAGUGCGGUUGUACACCAUGGCGGUGCCGGUACAACAGCCUGCGGCCUACAAAAUGGCAAGCCAACCGUCAUUGUGCCCUUCUUCGGCGACCAACCCUUCUGGGGAGAUAUGAUUUCUGCAGCUCAAGCAGGCCCAAAUCCCAUACCACAUAAACAACUAAAUAUAGCGAACCUUGUUGAUGCAAUUCGUUAUUGCCUAACACCAGAAGCAACUCACGCUGCACAAGAUAUCGCAAAUAAAAUGCAGCAAGACCAAGGAGUGAAGGCCGCUGUGGCCUCCUUCCACACACACCUCCCCCAUCUUACUGAAUGUGAGCUUUUGCCGCAAUUUCCAGCAUCUUGGACAUACAAGAGAGGGAAACGGCGAUACUUCCUAUCCAAGGUUGCUGCAGAGAUCCUGGCUGAGAAUCACGUGCUUGACCCGAAGAAACUGAAAGUAUAUCAAGCGUGCCCUAUCCAUAUCGAGAAUAAACGCUGGGACCCGGUGACAGGCGUUUCAUCAGCUGGCUUGGGGAUGGCAUUCGAAAUGCUCAAAGCGGGAGGCGAUAUUAUCUACAAACCCUACGAGGUUUACAAGAGGGAUAGCAGAGACCCUCCAUCCUCGAUGCAUUCACCUAAAAUCACGUCACAGCUGCUUUCACCUACAUUGUCGAAUACCGGAGAAAGUUCCUCGUCUCUUCGGAAAGCUCGAUCCAUGCCUUAUUUGGAAAAAGCCGACAAGUUAGAGCCAAAGGGGAAAGGCAAAGCUCGCGCGAUGGCUUCAGCGUCGGCUCAGGCCUCUGGAAAAUUUCUGGGAAAGAUUGUCUCUGGUACCAUGGUCGAUGUACCAUUGGCCGCUGCGGAGGGGUUUCGUGUGCUUCCGGGUCUGUAUGGGGGCAAUAUUCAUGAAAUUGAUAAGGUCACGGACUGGAAAUCUGGUAUGUUAGCUGGUGCCAAAACCUUUGCUGUUGGUAUGGCUGAAAGCUGCGUUGAUCCGUUCUAUCAGCCCUACAAGGGUGCCAGAGCCGGAGGCGCUUUAGGCUUUGCUGGUGGGCUAUUCAAGGGAACCUUUGGCGUACUCGCUAAUAUGGGUCACUCUUCCAUUGGCCUUGUCGCAUACCCCGGGCAAGGUAUCAAGCGAAGCAUUAAAGCGGCCUUCUCUGACGGUACCCAAAAGGGGAUAGCAACUUCUCUACGCGCAGAAGGCCAAGACAUGGCUCGGAAAUGGAGGGUGAGGGGCUCACAUGAUGCGGUGGUUGUCGACAAAUUCAUGCGCAUGCACCAUGAAGAUGAUUCGGGAGAUGACAGCGAUUAUCGGUAA
Penicillium manginii is the source of this 2541-nucleotide messenger RNA. Its product is annotated as glycosyltransferase. The record is from RefSeq and is a predicted model, not a curated record. Gene Ontology annotation, molecular function: UDP-glycosyltransferase activity; hexosyltransferase activity. The transcript is spliced from 7 exons. Bases 1 to 2541 code for a protein of 846 amino acids. Gene Ontology annotation, biological process: carbohydrate metabolic process. NCBI's taxonomy places the organism in Eukaryota, Fungi, Ascomycota, Eurotiomycetes, Eurotiales, Aspergillaceae.